Messenger RNA from Emericellopsis atlantica, 276 nucleotides. RefSeq lists its product as uncharacterized. Bases 1 to 276 code for a protein of 91 amino acids. The transcript has 2 exons. NCBI's taxonomy places the organism in Eukaryota, Fungi, Ascomycota, Sordariomycetes, Hypocreales, Bionectriaceae. The record is from RefSeq and is a predicted model, not a curated record.
AUGCUUGACAACGGCUUGCUCAUCUUCCUGCAGAUUGUUGGCAUAUUCUUCAACCUUAUGCAGGUGGGGCUCAUCUGGAACAUCCGAAGAAGGGAAGCGAUCUGCAGGAAGGAGAAUGGAAUAUUGAGAAUCCGGCUCAUGGAAGCUGUCCAGACCUGUGAAAGGAUCGCGCAGGAUCUGCAGCAGGCGAGGCCUGCGUCUGCUGAGUGUGCUGCUACCACUCCAGGCUCUGCCUCCGGCUCGGCCUCUCGACCACCGCCCGCAUACAUGGUAUAG